Molecule: messenger RNA, 2070 nt
Organism: Ruditapes philippinarum (Manila clam)
Lineage: Eukaryota; Metazoa; Mollusca; Bivalvia; Venerida; Veneridae
Product: WD repeat-containing protein 46-like
Exons: 15
Coding region: 89-2059 (656 amino acids)
Biological process (GO): maturation of SSU-rRNA from tricistronic rRNA transcript (SSU-rRNA, 5.8S rRNA, LSU-rRNA)
Cellular component (GO): nucleolus; small-subunit processome; 90S preribosome
Molecular function (GO): protein binding
Source: RefSeq, a predicted model, not a curated record
GUGUCCUUGCACGGAUAAGUUACGGCAGAGAGUACGGCUGUUAUUGCAAACUGUUUUGACACCACAUGUGAUCAAAAAAUUGUAAAUAAUGAUGGACAGCAGUCAACCAAAAGAGAAAAAAGUCAAGAAAAGGCCUCCCCCAGCCAGAUAUUUUUCUGCAUCCAAUGUUGACAAAGAGACACAUGAAGAUGGGCCAAAGGCAGAAAAAGAUGAGAAACAAAGACAGCAUAAUAAACGUGAAGACAGACGCUUAAUGUUCAAGAACAUAAAAAAAGAGGCAAAGAUUCGUAAACAAGGAUAUGAGGUAGAAAAGUACAAGACUAAGGAAGGAAAAGAGGAGAGUCAGCAAGUGUUCAAUAUAGAUAUGAUGAGAAGAAGUCAUCCACAGAAACGGUUUAAGGCCAAAGAUAAUCGAGAGAAAGGGAAACCUAAAAAUCUGACCUCAAGACAAAAGCUCAACAAACAAGGAAUGGAAAAAUCUUAUCAAGUAGACAAAAUGGAAAGAGAUCCAUACCCAGGCGAUAAACCAAUACCGCAGGAACACAUACAAAAAUAUGAACGUGGUACAGCUAUGAAAUCUAAAAAGAUGCGUUCAGAAUUUGCCACUGACAUGACAAAGAAGAAAGAAAAGAAGCUUAGUCUGGCUGCCAAACAGACAGCAAGGACCGAACUGUUGAUGCAGGAAAAUGAAGGGUUUUUGGAAGUUGAAGGUAAUGAAGAGACAGCCAACAUAUCUCAGCAUGAUAUAGCCGAGGUUGUUGAUGUUACCAGUGCUCAGAAGUAUUUUGAUUUGAAGUUAAAAGAUUUUGGCCCAUACAGAAUAAACUAUACUCGUAAUGGUAGAUUUCUAUUGAUGGGCGGGGCCAAAGGUCAUGUGGCAGCCAUUGAUUGGAUGACCAAGAAAUUGUUGUGUGAAAUGAAUGUGAUGGAGACAGUUAGCGAUGUAAGAUGGCUUCACCAGGAGACAAUGUAUGCAGUGGCACAGAAACAGUGGACAUAUAUCUAUGACAACCAGGGUAUUGAACUUCACUGUCUCAAGAUCUUAGACAGUGUGCUUAGAAUGGAGUUCUUGCCAUACCACUUCCUCCUGGCUACUGCAAAUUCUAAAGGAUAUCUAUCAUAUGUAGAUGUGUCAAUUGGGGAGAAAGUGGCUGGGUAUGGUACAGGUCUGGGGCGACUGGACGUGAUGUGUCAAAAUCCAGCUAAUGCUAUUGUAGCGCUUGGUCAUUCUGGAGGGACAGUAACACAAUGGUGCCCUAAGAUGAAGGAACCAGUUGUAAAGAUGUUAUGUCACAACUCAGGGGUUAGAUCUGUUACGAUUGACAAGUCAGGAUUGUACAUGGCAACUUCAGGUAUAGACAGAACGUUAAAGAUAUGGGAUAUGAGAACAUAUAAAAUGUUGCAGUCAUACAAGGUUCCGUCAGGGGCAGCUCAACUUUCCUUCAGUCAAAAGGGACUGUUAGCCUCCUGUAUGGGAAAUAUAAUACAGGUAUAUAAUGAUUGUUGCAGACAAAAAGUAACCAGUCCAUAUUUAGUUCAUGAUGUUCAUGCAUCAGUACACAGUCUACAAUUCUGUCCAUAUGAAGAUGUUCUGGGAGUAGGUCAUGCAGAUGGAUUCAGCAGUUUAAUUGUUCCAGGUGCUGGAGAACCAAAUUUUGAUGCUCUAGAGACAAAUCCAUACCAGACCAAGAAACAGAGACAGGAAGCAGAAGUUAAAAUGUUGUUAGAUAAGAUCCCAGCAGAGAUGAUACAUAUUGACUCCAGCAUUAUUACACAAGUUGAUAAGAAAACUCUCCAGGAUAAAAUAGAUGAGCACAAUAAAAUCAGGCCCUAUGCUGAACCUCUGAAAAUGGAAUAUGAACCAAAAUACAAGAAGAAGGGUCGGUCAAAAGGUGCGAAAUUGGUUCAAAGAAAGAAAGGCUUUGUGGAGGAACAUAAACGAAAAGAAAUUAAACAAUCCCUGCACAAGAAAAAACACAAAGCCAGACAGAAUGUUGUGAAUAAAAAUAGAAACUUAACUGGUGGCAAUGUUUUAAACAGAUUUAAGAGGAAGACAUAGUAGUUAUUGUU